AACAGUGCAACCGGGCGCAGUGCGAAUUGCUGUUGAUAAAAUUAUUAAUUUUAGUGUGUUAUUGUGUGAUUGAGGUGCUAAGAAAUGUCUGAUAUCAAGGCAGAAACCAAGAAUGAUAAUAACAUUGAUGAUGUGUCCAAGGACCAAUCGGACGAAAAGCCAACUCCUACUAAAAACAAACGGAGCGGGUCAAAGAGGCUGUCAACUCUCGAACGAACUGCUCAGGAAGGCGAAGCUAUUGCCAAGGGUCUGAGCACAUCCAAUGUUGAAGUUGAAGGCAGAAGACGCACUCGUAGUUCAGCUCGUGGUAUCGCACCUUCAACACCUGCACCCUCACCGCCGAAGAAACAAAAAACAGAGCCCGUCUCAAAAUCAACAUCUGGAACUGGCCGUGGACGUGGCCGUCCAAAGAGACAGGAGAAAAUAAGUGAAAAUAAUACAGAUGACGAAGCGAACAAUAAAAAUGAAAAAAUUGUUGAGGAAGAAAAAAUGGAGGUAGAUGAAGAAGCUAAAGAUGAAAAGGACAGUAAAACGUCUGAUCAUGCGGUUGGUGAAAAAAAUAGCGAGGAAAAUACUGAAAGUAAAGAUAAUAAUGGAGAGAAAGCAAGUCAGGCAAAUUCCAAGGACGAAAAAUCGACGGAAGAGUCGGAGAAUUCGUCGAUAACAGAAUCUAAAAUACCGUCAAAUGCCAGUGAAGAAAAGAAAGAUGAUGAGGAUGAUGAUGACGUCAAAGAUAGCUCGGAUUCAAGUCAAGAUGCGACAGAUGCUGCUGCACCUGAUAACAAAUCCGAACCACCAGCAUCCACGGAGUCUCAAAAUCCCUCCAACAAGACAACCACCGAUGACAAAAAGGAAUAACCUUUUUAUUUAAUAUAAAAUUCAAUGUAAUUUUCGCGUAUCAAGACGGGCGCACACCGGGGCUAUAAAAUCAAAGUCUCCACGUCUAUUUUAAUUAAUUGACACCUUACAUUGCUGUUUAUCAUUCAUAUCAACGUAAUUGAUAAUAAUUUUUAUUUUUUCGAAAAUUUUAUUACUGUCAUUUAAAAAGUAAUACUUUAACUUUAUAUAAAAACAAAAAAACAUUUAUCAGAUUAAUGUUAAUUUCCAUAAAUUUGAUUUAGUUUUUCGUUGAAAAUAAUUAUACUUUUUUAUUUCAAAAGACUUAGAAUAUUAUUGUCAUAUAUAAUAUUUUAUAUUUGUAUUAUUAUUUAAAUUAGAUUAAUUAUUUGUGUUUAUUAAUUUACGACAGCAAUUAAAGGUGUAGAGCAUACGUUGUUCAUGUACAUUAAUAAUAUUGUAAAAAAUAUAUUUAAUAUGGACUCGUAACAGAAAAAAAAAAAAAAAAAAAAAAAUUAUGGAUAUUUGAAUACAAUAAUCUAAUAAUAAUAAUUAUUAUUACAAUUAAAAUCGACAAAGAAAAUUUAAGUUUAAUAUAAAAGUAAAAUACAUGAAAAAUUUAUAAUUUGACUAUUAAAAUUAUAAUAAAAUCAUAAAGAUAUAAAUAAAUAAAUAAUUUAAUUAAUUAAUUAGUAUAAUAAUUAAAUUAAAAUGGCAACUCAAUCAUAUAAUAAUCAUAUAAAUAACUUUCGGUACCAUAUUAAAUAUUUAAAUAUUAUUGUGUAUCUGAACGGUUGUGAGUGUACAGAUAGAUUAUAUGAUUGAUUGACUAUAUUUAGUAAAUCCACUGUUAAUGAGACAUCAAUCUAAAGGAUUCACAAUUUCAAUAAGUAUAAAUUUAAUAUUAUUAUUAAUAAAAUUACAUAUUUAUGUAUUUUUAUGACAUUUCGCAUAUCGUGUCUACGUACACUUGACUAAGAAAAAUAAAUUUAAUUAUUAUUUUUAUUUUUGGAUCGUAGUGGCUUCAAUAGUUGAUAAUAAAUAUUAUUUUCACGUGUUUUUCUUUAAUAUUUUUGAAACUGUAUACAUUAAAGUAAAUGGCCUCAAUGUAAAAUAAAGAGUCAAAUAUUUCUAGUAAAUUUAUAGUUUUAUUAUUUUUAUUAUAACAUUCAAUAAUUAUUAUCAUGUACGAACAGUGCAAUAAUAAAUAAAAAAAAAUGGGUAACGAGUUCUUAAAUGAUAAAUUAAUUAUACAAUUAUCUUUCUCACCGUCUGAAUAAACAUCACAUUUUUCAAAAAUUAAUAGUAAUUACGAGCGUACUUUUGAGUAUAAAUGGCAUAAAAUAAACAAAUUUAAAUUUAUAUUUAAAGUCAAAAAAUGUCUAGGUCUCAAAAAUUAUUUAAGACGUUAAAUAAUAAUAGUAAUAGAACAUGUAACUUAUUAAUUUAAACAAUGUCAUUAUAACUGAUAGUAAAAUAAAUUUUAAAUAAAAAAAAGUGUCUCGUUCAGUGGGAUUUAGAUAACUAGCAACUAGUGUUAAACAAUAGUUAAGUAAUUAUUGAUAUGAAUAAUAUUAAAUAUAUAUAUAUACAUCUAUAUAUAUAAAUAUAAAUAUAUAAAACUUGUAUUGAGAUUUGCUCUUGAGAUCAAGUGAUAUGUGUAAUAAAAAAAAUAUAUUAG
This is a messenger RNA of Microplitis mediator, 2518 nucleotides long. RefSeq names its product clumping factor B. NCBI's taxonomy places the organism in Eukaryota, Metazoa, Arthropoda, Insecta, Hymenoptera, Braconidae. The transcript is spliced from 4 exons. The record is from RefSeq and is a predicted model, not a curated record. The coding region runs from base 85 to 858 and encodes 257 amino acids.